AAGGAGAAUGCAAGGACAGAGAAGGCACAACCAUUUGGCAUUACUCAUAAUGUACUGAAUGUCAGGAGCUGCACAUUUUUCUCAGCCCAGCUCUGGGGCAGCUUGAAAAAAACAACAACACCCAGUAUCAAGAUGGAGAAAGAAAAAGAGAGCGAAUCUAUUUCACUCCCUCCAAGGGAGAACUAUAUGGACAACCAGGGACUAGAUAUCAUGGAGGAAGAACCAGACAUUCUGGAAAAAACAAGGAAUGAAGAUCCAGGAAUUAACUUGGGGAAUGGAUUAGAGCUUUCCAGUUCCCAAAGGGGGAGACAGAGGCCUUUCUCCAAGGCAAGACAGUUCUACAAAACUCAUGCGCCAUUGUUCCAGAGAAUCCUCUUGGGCCUCCUGUGUACAGCCUAUGCUGCCUUUGUCCUGGUGGCCUGUAUCCUGAAUUUCCAGAGAGCCCUGGCUUUGUUUGUCCUUACCUGUUUGGGCCUCUUCUUCCUGGCUUACAGUUUCAUUAAAAGGCAUUUUGGGAAGAAACUGUUGAGAUGUGGGAAGCCCUUUGAAAAUUCUCGGGUGAGGCUUUGGCUAAAAUGGGGUCUAAUGGCAGUUGCCUUGGUUAGCCUCAUCUUAUGGCUGGUCCUUGACACUGCUCAAAGGCCAAAGCAGCUCAUUUCUUUUGCUGGAAUCUGUAUGUUCAUUAUCAUCCUCUUUGCUUGCUCCAAACACCACUUUGCAGUGCCCUGGAGAGCUGUAUUUUGGGGUCUUAUGCUGGAAUUUGCUCUUGGCAUCUUGGUCAUCCGAACUGAUCCUGGAUUUGCUGCAUUUCAGUGGCUUGGUGAACAGAUUCAGAUUUUCCUCAAUUAUACAGUAGAUGGCUCCAGUUUUGUCUUUGGGGAAACUCUCAUCAAGGAUGUUUUUGCCUUUCAGACCUUACCAAUCAUUGUGUUCUUCAGUUGUGUGAUGUCCAUCCUCUACUACCUGGGAAUCAUGCAGUGGGUGAUUGUGAAGGUUGCCUGGCUUUUGCAAAUUACCCUGGGCACCACAGCCACAGAGACCUUGAGUGUGGCAGGAAAUAUCUUUGUGGGUAUGACGGAGGCGCCUUUGUUGAUUCGGCCAUACCUGCCAGACAUGACAUCCUCAGAAGUCCACGCUGUUAUGACAGGAGGUUUUGCUACCAUUUCAGGCACUGUGUUGGGAGCCUACAUCUCUUUUGGGAUUGAUCCUGCGUCCUUGGUUUCUGCUUCUGUGAUGGCUGCUCCUUGUGCUCUUGCCCUGUCUAAGCUGGUCUACCCAGAAGUGGAAGAAUCCAAGUUCAAGAAUAAGGAAGGAGUAAAACUGUCUCGUGGCACUCAGAAGACCAUUCUAGAAGCUGCCAGCAGUGGCGCUGCAGACUCUAUAGGACUCAUCGCUAAUAUAGCUGCCAACCUCAUCGCCUUCUUGGCUGUCUUAGCUUUUAUCAACGCUGCCCUUUCCUGGCUGGGAGAGAUGGUGAACAUAGAAGGGCUCACCUUCCAGGUCAUCUCUUCCUAUGUCCUACGGCCCAUCGCUUUCAUGAUGGGUGUAGACUGGGCAGACUGUCCAAUGGUAGCUGAGAUGCUGGGGAUCAAGUUCUUCCUGAAUGAAUUUGUGGCUUAUGAACGGUUGUCUCAGUACAAAAACAAACGUCUCUCUGGAAUUGAGGAGUGGGUCGGGGGUGAGAAACAGUGGAUUUCUGUGAGAGCAGAAAUCAUCACAACUUUUUCACUGUGUGGAUUUGCCAAUCUCAGUUCGAUGGGGAUCACAUUAGGAGGCUUAACUUCAAUGGCCCCCAAACGGAAGAGUGACUUUGCCAAGCUAGUAAUGAGUUCCCUCUUGACAGGGGCCUGUGUAUCUCUGGUCAAUGCCUGUGUGGCAGGAAUCCUCUAUGUUCCCAGGGGGGCUGAGGUCAACUGUGCCUCUUUCCUGGACACAACAAAUUUCACCAAUCCUAGCUAUGAGAUCUAUGUAUGCUGCAAAGAAUUCUUCCAGAGCAUCACACUCAACAACACUGGCCAGCUCCCUUUUCCACAACUCUGGACAAGCCCAGAAUUCAGUGCCACGACCCUCGCCAACUGCUGUGGACUUUACAACCAUACUAUCUGCGUUGAAAACGGCCACUUUGUGUAACAAUAUUUGAUCAUAGCUCUAGAGGUAGAAAGACCUUUGGGAUCAUCUAAUCCAGUGAUAAUCCCAGCAACUGCAUAUGAAUGUAGAAAACCACAAAUUAGCAUUAUCUAUGCUGUAUUAUGUUUUUAAUUCUUUUGUUAAAUGUUUCCCAAUUACAUUUUAAUAAGGUUCAGAUUACACUGGAGAGUUCCCAAGGGCCAGAGCCAUAAAUUUGGUACCUCUGAUCUAGUCAUCCUCCUCACUUUGCAAAUAACAAAAUUGUUUCAAAUUCUUUAUUAAUGUCUAGAUUGAUUUAAUACAUAAUUCUCUGCGGUUUUAAAUUGUCCAAGCUAUAACAAAAGAAACUGAGGCAGAGUUCUAAGCCAAUGGCACUUUAUCAAAGGGUCCAUGGUCCCCUCUAAUGAAGUGGACCUCAGAUCUUCCUCAUGAUCUUAGAUGCUCCUUUCCUCUAGGGCUUUUGAUAAGGUUUGAUACCAGGUUUAAUAUCUGAACACUCUAGAGGGGCUACGCAAAAUACAGAAUCCCAUUGGUUGGUAGAUCUUGCUUCAAGGGCCAAAAAUGAUAUAUCAGCCAAAACAAUGGUAUGUCAGCAGGGGCGGGUCUUGGGUUGGGUGAAGCAUGGGGUGUCUCCAUUGACUAAGUGGUCAUAAGAUGGUCACCUGCUCAUGUUGGACAAGAGGGAGUGGUACAGAGGUAAUAAAUUGGGGGAUUUUCCAUGUAAUUGUGUCACUUCCACCACGCUGGGUUUAGUCAUCAUAAUAAGGAAACACAAGGGCAGAGGGCCUCUGGUUAGCUUUCAGUGAUUAAACAAGUGAACUUACCAUCUGCAGUUCACAGCUCUGGGGCCUAAUAUACAGAACCAACACUACCCCUAUGGAAUCACAUCAAAUUGAUUAAUACUGAUUGAAAUAAAAUAGGCAUCUGAAUAAUUUUCUCAUAGUUCCUACCAUACAAUUAACCCAUCAAAGUCUUUAACAAUCAUGUAAAAAUAAAAAAUUUCAUUUUGGUUCACAGUUCACUGAUGAAAAUGAAUACCCUUG
This is a messenger RNA of Dromiciops gliroides (monito del monte), 3170 nucleotides long. It is a transcript of the gene SLC28A2, whose product is annotated as solute carrier family 28 member 2. Lineage: Eukaryota; Metazoa; Chordata; Mammalia; Microbiotheria; Microbiotheriidae. The transcript is spliced from 18 exons. Gene Ontology annotation, biological process: nucleoside transmembrane transport; retina homeostasis. Gene Ontology annotation, molecular function: purine nucleoside transmembrane transporter activity; nucleoside:sodium symporter activity. The coding region runs from base 133 to 2130 and encodes 665 amino acids. Gene Ontology annotation, cellular component: membrane. The record is from RefSeq and is a predicted model, not a curated record.